AUGCAGCAAGUGCUGAGUGCUUUAAGAUUCAAUGUGACAGGAACUUUCCAGAGGGCUAUUGGCCAUUUAUUUGGUGUUUCUGUAUUUGCUGCAUGCACAGUCAUCCACAAGGUUUCAAGGGCUAAACUCCUGUCAUUCCCAGAGAACCUGGGUGAUACCAAGAGAAAGUUUUAUGUCGUUGCGCACUUUCCAGGAGUGAUCGGAGCCAUCGAUUUUACCCACAUCGGGAUCAUAUGUCCAAAUAAAGAAAAUGCUAUGGCAUUUGUUAACAGAAAGCAGUUUUACUCCAUUAACGUCCAAGCCGUUUGUGAUAGCGAUGCCUUUAUUACUAACGUAACCCGCUGGCCUGGGUCUACUCACAACUCACUCAUUUUUGAGAACAGCAACAUCGCAGACACAUUAAGGAAUGAUACUCUUGAUGGCAUACUUGUGGGUGACAGUGGAUGCGCUUGUAGGACAUACUUAAUGACACCAAUCCUCAAGCCAAAGAAUGCAGGAGAUGUGCGCUACAAUACUGCACAUAGGCGUACUUGGUGUGUUAUUGAGAGAUGCUUUGGAUUGCUAAAACGACGUUUUCCUGGUCUGCACUUGGGACUGCGCACCGCCUUGGAGAAUACCCUUGUCAUUAUUGUGGCCACCGCAGUGUUGCAUGAAUUUCGCCCUAAUGCAUCGAGAACAAGACUUUGA
Orbicella faveolata is the source of this 687-nucleotide messenger RNA. RefSeq lists its product as uncharacterized. The record is from RefSeq and is a predicted model, not a curated record. NCBI's taxonomy places the organism in Eukaryota, Metazoa, Cnidaria, Anthozoa, Scleractinia, Merulinidae.